AUGGCGGGCUGUCCAGAAGGCGACGUAUUUAACGUAAAUGUAACUGAUUCCAACGUUCCAGGAUCCUUGGUUAUUGGAAAGGGCAAUACCAUUAACAUUUACAACCUUAAUAUCAUCAGCAGUCGUCUUCAUUUUCCUGAUUAUAAGUCAAGGCAUCGUCGAUCGGCUCGAACGUUGGCGAUCGCAGAUUGCGGCGGUAGACAUCGUGACACAAAAAUCAAACGGCAAAGCAAAAUUCGAUUUUCCCAACGAAAGUUCAGGGCGGAUCCUAGAAAGGCAUCUAGUGAGAGUGAAGAGGAAACUAUACCCUUCUAUUUACCAGAAAUCUCUUCGUUACAUUUGGGAGACGCCGAAUGGAAGGAUACAGAAUCUCUCGACAAGUUCUUCCCAAUUUUGAACAAAUUACAUCCUUUGCGAGAUGAAGGAAGCUGGAAUAAAUUUGACCGUGAAAGUGCUAUUCUUAAGAUGGCAAACAGAGGCGAUCGUGAGUUAGAAAUGUUGUUAUUAAUGGAAAAGAGUGUGAUAGUCAGUUAUCAAAGCGAUUUGGAGCAAGCCGAAAGGAUGCUUCUAGAAGUGCUAAAGAACGUCAACACUGAAACGAAAGUGACAGCUGCAACUCAUUACCACUUCCUUGUAUCUAUGAUUCAUGUACAUCUUUGUGGAUUCUAUCGGCGACAGAACAAGCUUGAUAAAGCAGAAAGUUCUAUCGCCAUAGCAGAGCAAAAUAGCCGAAAGUCACGUUAUUUAAAGGCGCUUAUUCUUUAUGAAAUGGCGAGUAAUCAGACAAAGAUAAUUUCUACGCUUUCGAUGACAGCGGGUGGCCGCGAGAAACGUGUGUCUCUUGCAAGAAACUACAUGAAGAAAUGUAUCAGUCUGUCUGCUGAUCUUGAUGGCAGCGAUGUUUACCUUAAGAAACACCAUUUUGGCCUUCUAAAGCUCGCCUUAAUGGCCUUGAACUGUCGCACGAGAACUGCUCGCAGUCAAGAAAUUAGCAUCGAGUGUAUUGAAGAAGGAAAGAAUUGCCUUAAAACUGUUGAGGAGAGAUACAAGGAUGAAAUGAGUCAGGCGCAGUUGAUACAAUUUCGUGUGGCGAAAGCUGACUUGCAUUGGAGGCAGAACAACUUGCUGGAUGCAGAAAUGAGUGUCCUUCAUGCUCUACAUCUUGCAGAGAAAAAUGGCUUUUCUUUGGAAAUAACUGGGAUCAAGGAAAGACUUGAUGACAUUAAUAUUUCAAGACUUCGCGAUCGUUCAAAGAAAACUACAUGUAUGCCUUUGGAGAUUUCAGACGAGAAUGCUGACACUGUUAUGAGGGACUCUCCAUUCUCUUCAGAUAUUGAGAUGGAAGUUGAGUAG
Porites evermanni is the source of this 1353-nucleotide messenger RNA. The record is from the annotation of a GenBank genome assembly. Lineage: Eukaryota; Metazoa; Cnidaria; Anthozoa; Scleractinia; Poritidae.